AUGCGCAUCGUAGCUGCUUCGAUUUCUAUCCUUGCCGCAAUCGGUGUAGUUGCUGCUCUACCAGCAGAGAACUUUUCUAAAGACUCAAAUAUCGCUACUGCCGGUUGCGAUAAUCAAGGCCAGGAUCAAUACUACAACUGUAAUGGUCGUACUCGUUGUUACAUUGACCAAGAGUGCGGAGGACUGCUCCAGUCGAAUCAAUCGACAAAUAUGAGGUACUCACUUAUGGCGCUCUCUAGAGUCCCCAAUGAGCGCAAAUUCCAGAAUCAUCAGCCCAUCUCCUGUGUGCUAUGGGUCAAGGGCACUCCUAACGAUCCUACCGAUCCGAUCCUACCAAUGGACCCUCCCCAGGGACUUUGCUUUCAUUAUCGAAAUCUGGUAAAGGGCCAGUUCCUCCCCGCGUUAUACGCUAAGCUUGCAGCAUUGGAUUUCACUUACCACGGGCCGGGUCAAGGUUGUCCAUAUUGCGGCGUGACUCCUCUCUCGAUCUCAGAUCAGUACACCGGUGCCGAGCUAUACAUCGAUUACACCAGAAGGCCGUGUGAUCUGGGAGGCAAGGAUUGGGGUGCCUGUCCUGCAAGUGUGUAGCUGUCUGUAAAUGACGGGGAUAGUUCAAGCAUUACCAUAGGGGGUGAAUAACGAUGUAAGCUACACAAGCCAACUAUGACAUUCAUACAUACUAGACGCGCGUGGGACAUU
Periconia digitata is the source of this 699-nucleotide messenger RNA. The record is from the annotation of a GenBank genome assembly. NCBI's taxonomy places the organism in Eukaryota, Fungi, Ascomycota, Dothideomycetes, Pleosporales, Periconiaceae.